AAGGAAAAUUAAAGAGAUGAAUACAAAGAAUUGUUUUUAAGGAACAAAAAAGUGUGUGUAAUGUUUAUGACCAAAAUAUCCUCUAGGUUAGACAAACUCUCUAUAAUAUUGGUCAACAAAUACAUGCGUGUGCGUCUAUAUAUAACAUAGAUGCAGAGAAUAGACAUCUUUGCUGGUUCUUUGGCUUGUACCCAAACCCAUCUUUGACUUCAAAAAUAAAAUAAAAAUAAUCAUAAUUGACAUCAUCGGAUAAUGCAUAGCGGGAAGAGACCUCUAUCACCAGAAUCAAUGGCCGGAAAUAGAGAAGAGAAAAAAGAGUUGUGUUGUUGCUCAACUUUGUCGGAAUCUGAUGUGUCUGAUUUUGUCUCUGAACUCACUGGUCAACCCAUCCCAUCAUCCAUUGAUGAUCAAUCUUCGUCGCUUACUCUUCAAGAAAAAAGUAACUCGAGGCAACGAAACUACAGAGGCGUGAGGCAAAGACCGUGGGGAAAAUGGGCGGCUGAGAUUCGUGACCCGAACAAGGCAGCUCGUGUGUGGCUUGGGACGUUCGACACUGCAGAAGAAGCCGCCUUAGCGUAUGAUAAAGCUGCAUUUGAGUUUAGAGGUCACAAGGCCAAGCUUAACUUCCCCGAGCAUAUUCGUGUCAACCCUACUCAACUCUAUCCAUCGCCCGCUACUUCCCAUGAUCGCAUUAUCGUGACACCACCUAGUCCACCUCCACCAAUUGCUCCUGACAUACUUCUUGAUCAAUAUGGCCACUUUCAAUCUCGAAGUAGUGAUUCCAGUGCCAACUUGUCCAUGAAUAUGCUGUCUUCUUCGUCUUCAUCUUUGAAUCAUCAAGGGCUAAGACCAAAUUUGGAGGAUGGUGAAAACGUGAAGAACAUUAGUAUCCACAAACGACGAAAAUAACAUGUUAAUGGCAUAAAUAUCUCUUCGUCCAAGUUAUCAAACGCAUUGACCUCCGGCUUUGAUCAUUUUAGGCGCUUAAUCUCUUUACGACUUCAUUUUGGUAGUCUUUAAAGAGUCUAUGGAGUGGAUUUAGCUAGGAAUCAGGCCUUAUGGAUGAAAAAUAUAUAAAUUUUGAACAUGACUAUGCAAGAAUGGGAUGAAGACUACUUAGCUUGGAAAACGUCCUGAUAGGUCAUGACGACUAUAUCCACAGAAGAUGACCGACGGAGACAACAACAUGCCUCACCUGAUCGACCGAUCAAAUGAGAUAAUGUGUUGACCGGACCGGUCGGAUCAGGUUGGGUCGAGUAUAUCAGGUAGAAAAAAGCUCGUACAUGGUGCUUUAUGUCUUUCCACUCCGAAGUAGCUUGCUAGUUUAUCCUUUUGUAUCACGUACGAAAGAGAUAAAAAAAAAAGUUCAAAAACAAAUAUAGAGGGUAUACACAUGAUGAGGGUGUUCGAGUUUCCAAAACAUAAGCUAAAUUUUUUUAAAUAUGUACUUACAUUUAUAUCUGUCUUAUUAUCCAAUGCUCAUAUAUUUUUCAACGCGUUGAAUGAUGAAAUGGUUGGUAAAUAAAAAUGAAACUAAACUAGGUAACAGUCUGCAUAUGAAACGAUUAAAAAACGAUUCAAGUAAAAUUAUUAUAAAUAAAUUAUUAUAUAGGAUACACAUAUCGACUGCUAGUGUAUAAAACAAAACAUGUAGUAAAAGUUUUUUUGUUC
Arabidopsis thaliana (thale cress) is the source of this 1671-nucleotide messenger RNA. RefSeq names its product Integrase-type DNA-binding superfamily protein. Gene Ontology annotation, cellular component: nucleus. Lineage: Eukaryota; Viridiplantae; Streptophyta; Magnoliopsida; Brassicales; Brassicaceae. The transcript has 2 exons. Bases 253 to 909 code for a protein of 218 amino acids. Gene Ontology annotation, biological process: ethylene-activated signaling pathway; regulation of DNA-templated transcription. The record is from RefSeq and is marked reviewed. Gene Ontology annotation, molecular function: DNA-binding transcription factor activity; DNA binding.